Molecule: messenger RNA, 1548 nt
Organism: Solanum dulcamara
Lineage: Eukaryota; Viridiplantae; Streptophyta; Magnoliopsida; Solanales; Solanaceae
Exons: 10
Coding region: 1-1548 (515 amino acids)
Biological process (GO): proteolysis
Molecular function (GO): aspartic-type endopeptidase activity
Source: RefSeq, a predicted model, not a curated record
AUGGGUCCUGUGAUGAUUGGUACUAAGCAUGACAUGCUUACCAAGUUCCUAAUGCUUAAGCCGCUGGUCUUUCAUGGCACUAAGAAUAAGGAUGCCUAUGAGUUCAGCCUUGACUGCUAUGAGAGGUUGCACAAGCUGGGUAUAGUGCACCAAUAUGGAGUAGAGUUUGUGACAUUUCAGCUGCAAGAAAAGUAUGUGCCCUGUUCCUUAAGGGACAGAAACAAGGAUGACUUUAUGGCAUUAGAGCAGGGAGGAUUAUUAGUGGCUGCUUAUGAGGCCAAGUUUUAUGCGUUGUCCAGGUAUGCUACCCAGCUAAUCACUACAAAGGAGGAGAGAAUCAAGUUUUUUAUGAAAGGGUUGAACCCCGAGUUGCAGGUAGAAGGUGUGAGAAGAGAUGAACAGGCCAAAGCUUUGGCCAAGAAGCCCAAAAGCACAGGCAAGAACGAGGCAGAGGCAUUUAACGCAGUAAUCAUAUAUACUAUUCUUGUUUGUGAUCGGAUAGCUACUGUGUUGUUUGAUUCAGGUUCUACUUAUUCUUAUGUGUCUGUGAAAUAUGUCUUGGAUUUUGAUGCAUUGUGUGAUAUACUAGAUGCCCCUGUCCUUUUUUAUACCCAUGUUGGAGAGUCUGGAUAUCACCAGUUGAAAAUUAGGCCUGAGAAUGUGCCCAAAACAACUUUUAGAACCAAGUUUGAACACUAUGAAUUUUUGGUGAUGUCUUCUGAGUUGACUAAUCCACCUGCCGCUUUUAUGAGUUUUAUAAAUGGGGUGUUCAAUCCAUUCCUGGAUUCUUUUGUGAUCGUGUUUAUAGAUGAUUUAUUGACCCGCAAAAGAUUGAAGCAGAACUGGGCUUGGCCUAGUUCCGUGACUGAGGUUAGAAGUUUUGUGAGACUGGCCAGUUAUUAUCGCCGGUUCUUGAAGAAAUUUGCUUCUAUUGCUGCUCAUUUGACUAGGCUGACUAAAAAUGAGGUGCCAUUCGAGUGGACUGACAAGUGCGAAGAGAGCUUGCAAAAGUAUAAGAAUGUUGUAGCUUAUGCUUCGCAACAUUUGAAGGUGCAUGAGAGGAACUACCCAACUCAUGAUUUAGAGUUGACAGCGGUAGUGUUUGCACUGAAAAUCUGGAGGCAUUAUUUCUAUGGAGUCAAGUGUGAGGCCCUAGAGGCCAGGUUCAUGAGACUAGGCAUCUCAGAGAAAAGUGGGGUAAUGGCCAAUAUUGAGAUAGAAGAGAUCAAAGCCAAGCAAUUUGAGGAUGAGACUUUGAAUGAAAUUAGAGGAAAUGUGUUGAUGGGCAAGGCUCAAGAUUCAACACUUGAUGCAGGUGGGAAAGAAUCUGCUGACUGUAAGGAGAGGGAUGUGAAUUUUGAGGCUGGUGAGCAGGGCCAGUGGCGUACAGAUUGGCCUUACCACCUAGCUUGUCUAAAAGGAUACCCGGUGCUUUAUGUAUUGAUGCUGAAAAAGUACCAUAGAUAUUGGGACUUGGUGUUAUUAGACAAGGACCUUCAGUAUGAGGAAGAACCAGUUGCAAUCCCUGAUCGUGAUAUCUGGAAUUGA